Molecule: messenger RNA, 2355 nt
Organism: Naegleria gruberi
Lineage: Eukaryota; Heterolobosea; Eutetramitea; Acrasida; Naegleriidae
Exons: 5
Coding region: 1-2355 (784 amino acids)
Cellular component (GO): membrane; endoplasmic reticulum
Molecular function (GO): long-chain fatty acid-CoA ligase activity
Source: RefSeq, a predicted model, not a curated record
AUGGCAGAAUCAUCACUUUCGUCAAGUGUGAGUGGUGACGUGUCUCACUUGGAUGUUACUCUUGAUUUUGUUCCUCAUCAGGCAACUUCAAUCAAUGAAGUUAUUCCAGAAUCUGUAAUUAAUGUUGAAAGUCAAUCUAGUGAUGAUAAUCAAGUUAAAGAAUAUUUUGUAAAGAAAGAACCAACUGUAUUUAUUAAUGAAAGAGAUGUUUUAAAAGAAUAUAACAUUCCUCACAAGCCAUACAGCUAUCAGUCAUUGGUCACAAGAAACAUCAAACAAAUUGUGCCUAAUCAAACUGUCGUUGUUGGAAAUGCAAACGAAACUGGAGAAGGAAUUGAACCUUCACCAAUUAGAAGAAGAGCCGAUUUUAAAGAUGGACUCGUUUCUGGUUGUACAUUUAAUGACAAGACUCCAACAACUUGUUAUGAAUCUUUUAAAUUUGCUGCUGAGAAAUUCCCAAAUCGUCCUUGCUUGGGUAGAAUUGAUACAAUUGCAAGCAGUUCCACUCCAAAUGCACCUCCACAAUUGGGUGUUAAAUUUGAAACUUAUUCACAAGUUCAAGAAAAGGUUCUCAAUGUUGGUUCUGCACUUGUAAAUACUGGUCUUAAACCACAUUAUCACGUUGCAAUUUAUUCAAAGAAUAGACCUGAAUGGCAAGUUGUUUCUGAAGCUUGUCAUACUCAAUCACUUGUUACAAUUGCCUUGUAUGAUACAUUGGGAGAAGAAUCAUCUGUAUAUAUUAUGAAUCAUGGUGAAGUUGUCACUUUAUUUGUUAGUGGUGAUGAUGUAUUUUCAAAGAAUGUUAUGAAAUGGGUUAAUCAAUGUGAAUAUUUGAAACAUGUUGUCUUGUUUGAUAAUUUAGAAAAUGCUAAAUAUGCAGAACAAGUUCAAACAUGGAAGGAAGAAUUCAAAAACAAGACCAAAGACUCUGUCAAAUUAUAUACAUUCAGUGAAUUCUCUGCAUUAGGUGCUGGUGAUAAGAGAGUUAAUCCAACUCCACCAAGAGCUAUUGAUAUUUCAUCUAUUAUGUAUACUAGUGGUACAACUGGUAUGCCAAAAGGAGUAAUUUUGACUCACUUGAAUAUUGUUUCGACAAUUUCAGGUGUAAUUGGUAAUUUGAUUCACAUUUCAGAGCAAGAUAGAGUUAUUUCAUAUUUACCACUUGCUCACAUCUUGGAAAGAGUUGCUGAAAUGGCUUUCAUUCAAGUUGGUGGUAGUAUUGGUUAUUGGAGAGGUGAUGUUAGAAAACUUAAGGAUGAUAUUGCAAUUGUUCAACCAACUUUGUUCCCUGCAGUUCCAAGAGUUUUGGAUCGUCUCUAUGAUGGUAUCAGAGAUCAAAUCAAACAAAAGAAAAAGUUUGCCCAAAUGAUUUUCCAAAAAGCUUACAAUUCCAAGCUGAAGGCCAUUGAAACUAAUGGUAUUGAAGUUAAGAACCCAAUUCUUGAUAUGUUGGUUUUCAACAAAUUGAAAGCUGCUGUUGGUGGUAAAUUGAAGGGUAUCUUAUCCGGAGGUGCACCUUUAAGAAAAGAAGUACAGCAAUUCAUUUCAGUUGCUUUCGGAUGCCCAGUUGUUCAAGGUUAUGGUUUAACUGAAACAUGUGCCGGUUCUACAAUUCAAUUGCCAUAUGACUUCUCAACUGGUCAUGGUGGCUGCUUAUUGCCUUGCUUGGAAGUCAAAUUGGUUGACGUUCCAGACAUGAAUUAUUCCAAUAAGUCCAAUAACAGUGGUGAAGUUUGUAUCAGAGGUCCAAAUAUUUCACUUGGCUAUUAUAAGGAAGAAGAAAAGACUCGUGAAGUUUAUGAUACAGAUGGUUGGUUCCAUACUGGUGAUAUUGGAAGAUGGUUACCAUCUGGUCAAUUAGCAAUUGUUGAUAGAAAGAAGAACAUGUUUAAAUUGGCUCAAGGUGAAUAUGUUGCUGCUGAAAAUGUUGAAGGUAAAUUGAGUGAAGCCAAUUAUGUUUCUCGUUUGUGGGUUUAUGGUGAUAGUUACAAGACAUUCCUUGUCGGUUUUGUUGCUGUUAAUGGAUUGAAAUUAUUGGAUUGGGCUUUACAAAAUCAAAAGUUAGCAAACGUCACUGCCAUUUCUCAACUUUCAGAAUCUCAACAAUUGGAACAUUUGGAAAAAUUAUGUGCUGAUGAAUCAGUAAAUAAGAUGAUUCUCAAAGAAUUGGAAAGAGUUGGAAAGGAAAAGAAAUUAUUAGGGUUUGAAAUGGUUAAGGCCAUCAAAUUGCUUCCAAGAGAUUUUGAAUUCUAUCCUGGAUGUACAACACCAAAAUUGAGUCUUGUUAGAAACAAGCUUAGAGAUUUGUUCCAAAAGGACAUUGACGAAAUGUAUGAAAAGACUGAUGUUAAAUAA